AUUUUUUUCAAAUUGGUGCUAAUGUAUCGUUCGUGGCGUCUGAUUCUUGACCCUUGCUUUUACUACACUGCACAGUAAAAACAUCCCAAUAUUAAUUCUACUCUUUUGAGAUUGUAUAGCAAAUAUGGUUGAUGAAUCACUAACAGUAAUUGUGAGAGAGUUUGAUGUUAAUAAAGACAGAGAAAGAGUAGAAGCAGUUGAAAUGUCAUGUGAGGUUGGACCCAAUCAUAAACUUUCUCUCUUCACCAACAUGUUUGGUGACCCGAUUUGCAGGGUCCGCCACUCCCCUUCUUUCCUCAUGCUGGUAGCUGAAAUUGGCGAAGAGAUAGUGGGAAUGAUAAGAGGAUGCAUCAAAACCGUUACAUGCGGUAAAAAGCUCUCAAGAAAAUCAAAACAAUACAACAUCACCACUCACACUAAUCAAAUUCCAAUAUACACCAAACUCGCUUACAUAUUAGGCCUUCGCGUUUCUCCUAAUCAAAGGAGAAUGGGAAUAGGGUUGAAGCUUGUGAACGAAAUCGAAGCUUGGUUUAGAAAAAAUGGUGCUGAAUAUUCUUACAUGGCAACGGAAAACGAUAAUUUAGCGUCCGUUAAACUUUUCACCGACAAAUGUGGUUAUUCAAAGUUCCGUACACCGUCAAUUCUUGUCAACCCAGUUUACGCUCAUAAAAUAAAGGUUUCACCUAACGUCACUGUCAUUCCGUUAACUCCUUCGGAGGCCGUUAUUCUUUACCGUAACCGUUUCUCCACCACGGAGUUUUUCCCUCGGGACAUUGACUCCGUUCUUAAAAACAAACUCAGUAUCGGGACUUUCCUUGCCGUACCAAGUGGAUCCUACAGUACCGAAUCGUGGCCUGGCCUAUAUAAGUUUCUUUUGGGCCCACCAUAUUCCUGGGCCGUCUUAAGCGUUUGGAAUUCUAAAGAGGUUUUCACGCUCCAGGUUCGUGGCGCGUCGCGCGUGAAGCGCGCUCUUGCAAAAACAAGCCGUGUUUUGGACCGGGCCUUGCCGUGGUUGAACUUACCGUCGAUUCCGGAUUUGUUUAGUCCGUUUGGGUUUCAUUUUUUGUAUGGGCUUGGUGGUGAAGGACCAAAAUCGGUUAAGAUGAUUAAGGCCCUUUGUGGGUUUGCGCAUAAUAUGGCUUUGGAACGUGGGUGUGCAGUGGUGGCUACUGAAGUUGCUUCGUGCGAACCACUUAGGUUUGGAAUACCACACUGGAAAAUGCUAUCUUGCGCCGAGGAUUUAUGGUGUAUUAAGAGGCUUGUUGAGGAUUAUAGUGAUGGUUCUGUUGGUGAUUGGACUAAGUCUGUUUCUGAAUUCUCCAUUUUUGUGGAUCCCAGAGAAAUUUAAUUUAAAAGAGUCUAGUUAGUUAUCUAGUAUUUUCCCAUUUUGUUAUCUUAUUUUUAUGUAGUUUUUUUACUCUAUCCUUCAAAUGUGUAUAUUUUUAUGAAACAUGUUAUCUAGUUAGGUUAGUGUCUUAUUAGAAGAUCAUGGAAAUGGACUAAACGGAGAUAAUUUGGAUUUAUGUGAAUUUAUUUUUAUCUGAAA
This is a messenger RNA of Cicer arietinum (chickpea), 1546 nucleotides long. RefSeq names its product probable N-acetyltransferase HLS1. The record is from RefSeq and is a predicted model, not a curated record. Gene Ontology annotation, molecular function: acyltransferase activity, transferring groups other than amino-acyl groups. NCBI's taxonomy places the organism in Eukaryota, Viridiplantae, Streptophyta, Magnoliopsida, Fabales, Fabaceae.